This is a messenger RNA of Haemonchus placei, 849 nucleotides long. NCBI's taxonomy places the organism in Eukaryota, Metazoa, Nematoda, Chromadorea, Rhabditida, Trichostrongylidae. The record is from the annotation of a GenBank genome assembly.
AUAUUCUCAUGGAUAUUCUAUUUUCUGCCCAUUUGUUUGUCUCUCAACAUCGACGACUAUGCCGCUUCGAGCUGCGAUUCUUCAUCAUGGUCGUCACGAACUACUUCCGAAAAUGACGAUGAUGACUGCGGUUCAAAAAGGACUCAAUCGUUGCUCAAUAUCAAGUCUUUAAAAUGUUCGACAACUUCUAAACUGGCUGCCUGCAAAUCGGUAUUCUCGUCGCUCACUAUUCGUCCAAAAAAGCCACGUACUCCAUUAUUUCAUACAAAUAUUGUGGAUGAGCUAUCUAACACUGAAGAUUUCCUUGAUUUUAAUGAGAGCAUAUCGUCAAGGGACGAGAACGAAGAUGUCAGUAUCGACGAUCUCUUCAAUGCUCUCAAAAUGCAGGAAGAAUCGUUUCCACCUCCAAACAGUAAUUCUUCUCUUUCGUCGACGAUUCGUCGCAAGCAAAUCGUCAUCAAAGAGCCGGACGACUCGAGCAAAAUCUAUUUCGACUACAGGUCGAAAAAACGAAAACCAAUGCCGUUCAGAAGCGAUACUAAUACUCCAAGGUCGAUAUUGAAGAAAGUGCCCUCUCUCUGUCAUACGCAUCUUUACGAAGAAGUCGAAGGCGAUCAUCUCUCACCAUUGCCUGACGAUGUGCGACCACAGCCUCCUCGUCGGCCCCAAAUUCAACCGAUACGACUCUUCCCACCAUGUAGCGAAUUCCAACCAAGACGACUGAACAGGUUUCCUCCGGUAAAACGACGACAGAAAUUGCCAAGUCUUCAUCACGCCGACAGCCAAUCCUGUUUGCUAUCGUGGCCAAGCCGUCUACGUCAGAAAAUUUUCCAUGAAGGCGAUCGUUGA